This is a messenger RNA of Tuber aestivum (summer truffle), 2377 nucleotides long. NCBI's taxonomy places the organism in Eukaryota, Fungi, Ascomycota, Pezizomycetes, Pezizales, Tuberaceae. The record is from the annotation of a GenBank genome assembly.
CUCCCCUCUCUCUCUCUCUCAAACUUACCUUCCCUCGUUUCCUCCCCUACUCCCCCGCCAUCCAUCUCGCUCCACAUCAUUCUUCUCUCCUCUCAUAUUAUUACCGUACCAUUUUUUCCUCCCCCACUAUUAUUAUUACUACCGUUAUUGCUAUUUCGUUCUGCCCACUUUCUUACCCUCAGAAUCGAUUUUCGCCGCUUGGCUUUGUGUUCGAUACCGUUGCACCGUACCGAGUAGUCAGCAGAACGGACUCCGCCCCGCCACCCGCUUAAAACUAGCUUUCAGUCUUACUUGCUUGCACAACACAUCACGGCACCCAACCUACCCUACCCUUUCCCUUUCCCACAGUAUUCCCUGCCCACCCUUUCCCCAUCCCUCCUCCUUCCACUCUUCCCUCCCGUUCCUUCCUUCCUUCCUCCUUCCUCCAUCCUGAGCACAAGCACACAUUACAUUACAUACACGAGCGACAUCAUACACCGUACUCAGGCACACCAUUUGGAACUGGAGUACUUAUCCAUCCAUCCAUACAUCUAUUCCUCACAUCCGCCGUUAACUCUUUCAACCGCGACCCGAAGUUUCCGAUCAUCCAUUCACCACACCUACCUCUCCACGCCAACCCAUACCACAACCAACCGAAUAACCACACUACACCCUUAUUUUCCCAGAACCUUUUACCAACCAAAUUUUGUCUCCUGUUAACCGCCAACCCCACAACCAAUACAAUGGGCCUCCGACUCCGCCAGAAGAGCCCUUCCCCAUCCCGAUCACCACGACAACAGGAACAGCAGCAGCAUCGACAGCAGCACCCGUCUCCUCCACCCACACCACAACCCCGAAAAUCACUGAGGAAGGCACGGAAAAAUACUCACCGGUCAAGAUCACGGUCGCCGUCUGGGCUUAAUACAGCCAUUGUGCUGCCUAGUAACAUAAUUCCUUAUGGUGUAUUGUUUCAGGACGAUGAGCCCGAAGACGAGGGCUACUCGAGUCCCCCUUCAACGCCCACUGAUCCUCCUCCAUACAUGAAUGUAGAUGGAUGGCGGAUGGUACCUGAAAGGGGCUUAGCAAUGGAGCUCAUGUUUGGUAACAUGGAUGCGGAUUUGAUCGACGAAAUAACUGGUGCAUCCUCAAGCGACGAAAUGGACAUUGACGAGCCCCCAACACCGUCAAGUACACGCAUACCACACACACAUCUGGAUUCGAGUCCAAGCUCAGGGCCAUCGUCGAGCAGUAUGGACUCUCGCGAUCGAAGGUAUUCCGGAAACGGCUUUGGUGGAAGAGUGGUGGAUGAGAAUUAUGAUUAGUUCUUGAGCCGAAACAUUACUCUAUUCUAGCGUGGAUCUAGUUUAUUACCCUACUUUUGGCUUUACUCUUCGGUCGGUCUCGAUACCAUCAUACCUGCGGACAAAGAUUGCGCGGUACAUCACUUUAGGGCGAUAGCGGUUCUCGUAUGCGAUGGGGCGGUUCUUUUCGCUUUUUCUUCAAACCAUUUUUUACCACCACUUUAUUUGCUUUUGCCGGCUACCUAGGUGGGGGGGGGAACAUCUCGGUAAAGGUGGAGCUCCCCUUAAACAUUUUUGUUCUUCUCUUCCCAAAAAGAUUUGCAAACCUUUAGGGGAUUCUGUUAAUUGAGAACGAGAGAGAAAUCAAUGAGGAAAAAGAGUGAAUCAAACAGAAAAGGCCGAAGGAAAAAACGGGUUUCACAAAAACAUCAGCUUUACCUUGUUCGAUCCGUAAGGUAACCCUUUUUUCCUCCCUCCUUUUCUGCACCCUCCUCUUUGAUACAAAAAUCAUAGCAAAGCAAUUCUUGUACUUUUUUAUUAUUAUUAUUUUUUAUUCUCUUCAGAGUAUAUAGUUUACCUGCCUUUUUUACUUUUUCCUACGUUUGUUCUGCUUUUCUUGCUUCUCCCCUUGUUCUGCAUAUGUACCAUCGCACCCUCAGUUCACUUCUGUUCAUCAUGUUCGGUUCCAGGUCGGGUCGGUCGGGUUAGGUCAUAGCGAAUCUUGUCAUUAUCCAUUCCACCUUCUUCCCCUCUUGCUUCUAUUUUGCAUUUCCUUUUCUUCUCUCUGUCGACCUGUUUUGCUCUCAAAAAAAGCUUUCUCAUCCUCACUGGGAGUACUUGGGUUGGUGAGGCGUUCUUGUCUUCUUUUCCUCCUUCUUCGCCACUUCUCUUGCGCCUACCUACCUACUUAGUUGGCUACUUCUUGUUCUAUAAACGCUUCUUCCUUCUUUCAUACUUGGGUGUUUGUUUUUCCUCUUUUGUUCUUGGAACAAGCGUUGAAACGAAUCUCCGUCAUACCUCUCUGGCCGUCCUCAUUCUGGGCUCGGUCGGGGGGGGAGAGGAAAUUAAUAGAUGUAUGUGUGUACGUACUUUAUCAG